Messenger RNA from Morus notabilis, 1691 nucleotides. Its product is annotated as LRR receptor-like serine/threonine-protein kinase GSO2. Gene Ontology annotation, molecular function: protein binding. The record is from RefSeq and is a predicted model, not a curated record. Lineage: Eukaryota; Viridiplantae; Streptophyta; Magnoliopsida; Rosales; Moraceae. The coding region runs from base 21 to 1607 and encodes 528 amino acids. The transcript has a single exon.
UAUUCACCCGUUUGAGCAAUAUGAUUUCGGUCUCCAAUAUUUCCAUCUUUCUAAUUGGUUCAGUAACAUGGAAUAUUUUUAUAUUUUCAUGUAUUGUAGCUAACGUGGAAAAAGCCGUUUUCCAAGUGAAAGCUUCUGAAUCAAUAUCACCGGCACCAACACCAAGCGUUGAUCAUCUCAAAGAUCCAGAAGCGCAGUGCCUGAGCCAAUUUCUAACUUGGUGGUGGAGCGAUGAGUACAUCAAUACCAGCACUAGUCAUUGCAACUGGCCUGGUGUAACUUGUAACCAAGCUGGGAAAGUUACUGAACUUUCUUCAUACCACGAGGGAAGAAUUGUGUUUCAGAGGAUGAACUUAGCAUGCCUUCCAAAUCUAGUCUAUCUGAGUUUUUACAGAGCCGGACUCACAGGUAGCAUCCCGCGAGAGAUAGGCAGUCUUUCAAAGCUCACCCACCUUGACCUAUCCCGGAAUCGUCUGAUAGGUGAGUGGCCUCUCUCAACACUAGCCAAUCUCAGCCACUUGUUUAAGCUUGAUCUUUCUUUUAAUCAAUUAAGUGGUCCUAUUCCAUCAACCAUUGGUCUUUUGAAAAAUCUGGUUGUUUUGGAUCUACGCGAAAACCACUUUAGUGGACCACUACCAUCUUCUUUGGGUAAUUUAACCAACUUGUCGGAACUGUAUCUUGAUUCAAACCAAAUUAACGGUUCCAUCCCUCCAACUCUAGGCCGUUUAAUCAAUUUAUCUGUGCUAGACAUCUCUUCAAACGACAUUAGUGGUUCUAUCCCCUUGGAACUUGGGAAUUUGGAACAUCUAAGCCAUCUACUUAUUAGCAAAAACAAGCUCGAGGGGGCGCUCCCUCCAACCCUGGGCCAUUUGAUUUAUUUAAAGGAGCUAGAUAUUAGCUCUAAUAAAGUUAAUGGUUCUGUCCCCUUAGAAUUACAAAACCUAAAGAAUUUGGAUACUCUCAAUCUUGGUUAUAACAAGCUCCAAGGUCCAAUUUUUCCAUCGCUGAGUGGUUUAGCCAGUUUGACUUAUCUUGACCUGAGCUCAAACCAUUUUGAUGGUCCCAUAGGUCAUGAUAUUGGAAAUCUAAAGCAAAUGAUUAAGUUGGACCUAUCAAAUAAUGAAUUUUCUGGGACAAUGCCUCAACAGAUUGCCCAAUUAGCAGGAUUGGAGCAUUUAGAUCUUUCCCAAAACAACUUAAGUGGAAGCAUUCCCACAGAAAUGUGUGCUUCUCUAUAUUUGCUAAAGACCUUAGACCUCAGUCACAACUUCCUUGGUGGGAAAAUACCCUCUCAAUUGUGCAGCAUGAUACCUUUAGAGACGAUCAACCUUGCCUUCAACAAUUUCUCAGGCGAGAAUAACUGUUCAUCUCAAUACUGCACGGAUGGUAAUCUAAUAUGUGUGCCCCCUUAUUCUCAGACAAAGGGAAAUGGAGUCAUCUCUCAUUCUGAGGCAUUCAUCUUUCUCCAUAUAAUUCUCCCUACCGUCUCUCUCUUUUGCUUUCUCUUCAUUGCGUUUUUGCUGAUCAAGAAACGUACAUUUCAAUUGUUCACCAUCAAGCGUAAGCAAAAUGCCCAGCCUGUUUGUCAAGAAACAAAAUGCGCAUGAUGUUGUUCUUGUGGCUAUGCUAGCAUUGGCAUGCUUGAAUUGUAAAUAAAUGAUAAUGGCAGAGACAAGCAAUGGUGGAAAACU